AUGCUUUUUGUACCAUUCACGGUGCCCUCGUUCCCGGCCACCCAUCAGCAGCAGCAACAACACCAGCCGACGAGCCAACAGCACCAGGUAGCCCCGCAAAGCCAUCACCACCACCACCACCACCACCAGCAGCUCCACCAACCACCGCCACCACCACCGGCCGGAGCCCAAAGCCAGAUAGUUCAGCAGCAGCCCCCGCCCCCACCUCAGCUCAACCACCUGAACCACCAGGGCACCCCGACCACCAAUCAGCCGACCAUUCACAGCACCAGUUGUUCGCCCCAGCAGCAAGCUACGACACCCAAUAAGGAAAUGAAAGUCAACUGGACUACGUCACCUGGAAAUCAACCGAAACAGGACACAAGCAGUUCCAUCUCCAGAUUAUAUCCAUCCGGCGAGCCAUCAGUUCCGUAA
Copidosoma floridanum is the source of this 414-nucleotide messenger RNA. RefSeq names its product cytotoxic granule associated RNA binding protein TIA1. Lineage: Eukaryota; Metazoa; Arthropoda; Insecta; Hymenoptera; Encyrtidae. Gene Ontology annotation, molecular function: RNA binding. The record is from RefSeq and is a predicted model, not a curated record.